Messenger RNA from Geodia barretti, 3087 nucleotides. The record is from the annotation of a GenBank genome assembly. Lineage: Eukaryota; Metazoa; Porifera; Demospongiae; Tetractinellida; Geodiidae.
ACUCAGUGGAAGUUCUACCGAGUCAUUUUGCUUGUGUGUGAGUCAGUGUGACAGUCACCAUAAUAUGUUAGGCAGGAGCUGUGGCUUGUAAGGGCAAGUGACAAUGCUGUUGUAAGGAGUGGGAAAGCCCAUUCUUUGGUGCCACCUCUCCUAUUGAGAAUGACACACCAGGCAAAAAUAUAGGGAUGGUGUGGCAGGCUCGCGAGUAUCAUUAUUUUCACAAUCUGUUUACCCAUGCUUUUGUUUAUGCCAUCCCUAUAUUCUCUCCUCCUUUUAAAAUUAGCAGGAUUUUUAUUGAGGAUAAUUGCUAAGCUGUGAGAGUUUCUUGGGAAAGAAUUUUUAGGGUUUCGUGUGUCUAGAAAGUUGGAGGAAAGCAUGGUUUGUGUUAGGUUGUGAGUUAUGAGUGGAAGAUUUUCCUAUUGCUUGUUCAAGGUUAUAAUCUAAGUAUCUGGGAGUUAAUGAAAGCCUACAUAAGGAUCUAACUCUCCCAGUCUUUGCGUGUGCCUGAAGAGCUGCAGUGUUACCUAGGGGCUUAGUAUGUUUAGGGUUGUCUACGCAGGCACUGCCAUUAACUCUUGUAUGUUGGCUUUAGCUUUGCCCCCGUGGACUGUGCUCUGCCUGCUAAUUAUAAAUCUUGGCAUUCUUUGGUCGAGCGGAGGGAGAUCUCUACCUGUAACAAACGUAGAUCGUGUGUCUGUGAGCAGUCCAAUUGUAAACCCCACACGGAAAUGCGCGCAGAGGUGUUACUAGAGUAUAUGAAAAGGCUUUGAUGCUCGAUUAAAGGAAAUGUAACAGACUAUUAUUAUAGAAAUGAUGGAAAGAAUUUUUUUCUGAAUUUAGCCCGAUAUACUGCCAAUCCUCUUAGGACUGUACUGAGAACUACUGCACCAGGAGAACAGGCUUCAGAUAAUGCAAAGCGCGUUAAUUUUAACACAUGCAUACUUCGACUCCGUUUGCCCAAUAUUGUAUGUAUGAAUAGGAGUCGUAAUAAUAUGUUGAUAUUUCCUAGCGAUAUUGUUCCUAUGUAUAACAGGAAGGGUACGUAUAACCUGUGCACAAAAAUUCAUCAUGAUGAUACUUAACCCUCAAUUUAUUGAAAAGAACAUCUCUUCAAUUUGAAGUUUUCAUCAAAGCAAAUGGCUAGAAAUGCCAAAAGAUGUGAGAAGGAGGAAAAGGCUGAGAAGUUGAAAUUAAAAAAAGCAUUGCAGAAGGGAAAUAUAGAAGGGUCGAGAAUUCAUGCUGAAAAUUCCAUUCGUCAGAAAAAUCAGGGUUUGAAUUUUCUGAGAAUGAGCGCUCGUGUUGAUGGUGUAGCAUCUCGUGUCCAGUCUGCCAUUCAAAUGAGACAGGUUACUAACUCUAUGGCUGGGGUUGUAAAGUCUAUGGAUUCUGCCCUGAAGUCAAUGGAUCUGGAGAAGGUGGCUGGUAUUAUGGACAAGUUUGAACGUCAGUUUGAACACUUGGAUGUGCAGACCCAAACAAUGGAAGAAGCAAUGAGUGGAGUGACAACACUAACUGUUCCUGAGGAUCAGGUCGAGUCACUUAUGCAGCAAUCUGCGGAUGAGGCAGGGUAAGAAAUUAUUACUAUGUACAUAGUAUACAUACCAAGAACUUGCAGUUGUGGUGAGCGAAUGUGCCUAGAGAAUUAUAGGACAUUGCAGGAAAGACCUCAAGAUGGAAAUGCGAUAGGAGUAUACAGUUGUGUCCAGUAUGUGGAGGAACAAUAAACGUAUGCAUGCACACGUUUAUCUUGGGCAACCUGACUUCCUUAACUUUCUCAGCUAAACGAGCGGAAGACCGAAAUAUAGAAUCUUCUUUAACAAGUUCCAAACUGGAACCGAAUCGUGUUUCAUCUGUACAGCCAUCUUUGCGCAAUCACAGCUCGUGCAAGGUAUAGUAUACACAUCCUGAAAGUCUUUGAACACAAAGUGCGUUUUCAUUUCUUCGUUUUAUUAUUCAUUUACACGCGCAGACCCAGUCUGGUGCAGUCAAAACGGACUCAUCACUGACAGAAGAGCCACAAUCACAACCUUAUUUAUCUCUCCACACACACUUGUAAUUCCCUUCUUAGUCAGUCAUCAUGCAGUAGUUCCUCUUCUUGUAUCUCAACUAACGCUUCCGAGCUUUGUUGCUGUGUACUACAAUCCCUUACAAAAUUGGUUGCAGCUAUUACAUGCCACACUGUCAAUUAAGUUUCCAACAUACGUAAGUCAAUACUCUGAGGUUGUAUUACAGGCCUAGCAGACUGACGCAUGUAUACAUCUGUACGCUCCUACUACUACCCCACAAUACACACUCGGUCACACUUCGACAGUAGGAAUCGAUAGCAUAAUAAUACUGUUAACAUACGUGGAUGAAAUACAAUUACACACUUAUUCACUUCCUUUGCUCACACUCACGUUUCCAGCCUCAAUAUUGUAUCAAAAACAGAAGCACUCCCACUGCCUGUUACACAGCAACACUGCUUCUGUUUACUAACCCUCGGCGCGCAUGUGCAGCGAGGGUUACAGUACUAGGUCUGUCCGUCUGUCUGUCUGUCAGUCUGUUACCACGUUUUCUGCCACCACAUGCAACAAACAGGUAAAAAAGGGCCACCAGCGGGUUCAGCGCUACACUGGCUUCAUUUUUUAAAUGCCGAUUAUCGUAAAAGCUCUGCGUUCAAAAGUUAUGUCGUGAAAACCAAGUCAAGAAGCCAAUUGCUGAUUAUUACAGGGUUACCUCGACCGGGUCCGCUCGCUUUGUGUAUCUUGAAGACACAGGAAGUCACAACGAAGGGCGUGUAUCGACCUCCGCAUGCUAUUUACACUGUCGCUAGCCUGUGUCGGACUCUCGCGAACUACUAGCGCGGAAACGACGAGUAACGCAUACUAAUAGCCCAGCCCAUCCGUUAGCGACACCGCGCAUGCGCGGUUGGCCGAGGGUUUGCACUUUAAUUUAACUUGUGUUUAAUCCCUCAGGGAACUAAUUCUCUCUAAUUUACUAAGUAAUCCAGCGUUCAGAGGAUUUGCAAGUGAACUAAACUACAAGGUAGAACGGCAAAUGCACAACAAACAAAUCAACUGCACCCUGGACAGCCAUUUUUUCGAGGAA